This is a messenger RNA of Parnassius apollo (apollo), 471 nucleotides long. Lineage: Eukaryota; Metazoa; Arthropoda; Insecta; Lepidoptera; Papilionidae. The record is from the annotation of a GenBank genome assembly.
AUGUUAAAAAAUAUUUUAUUGGUGACUUUUCUGUUAGAGGUAAUUACAGCACAAUACCAAUUUCUGCCUUUUUCACCUAAAGCGCCCAUUGAAUUAGCAAUAUCUCCAAUUGUAGAAGCAUUAACAGGACGGGUAUCGUCAAGAAUUCCAAACCCUAGUACACCAUUAGAAGAGAUUAUUCUCUGUAGAAACUUAGCUGCAAAAAUAGAAAGUGCUGCUUUAGCUAAAUUAAAACAAAACGCUUUAAAGAGACCGGUAUUUGGACAAGUGGUAGGACCAUUGUUAGAUGAAAUAGCGAUGAUUUGUCGUUGUCCAGUGUGUCAUAAUACUAACAGUUAUUCAACUACAAAUUCUGUGGCUUUAUCAAAUUCACCACCGUCAGCGUCUAAUACUCCAAAUAUCGUAUUAUUUAACUCUCCGGUGUGUGCAUCUAGUCCUAAUAUUAAUCAAAUACAAUUUUCAUGUGAUUAA